GUGAUACGAAAUUUGACCAUGAAGCCUACUGAGACAAGUUCAAACCAACGAGAUGAUUCCAGGCAGAUCAUCAAUCCUCACGAGUACAAACUCCGCAUGGACGAACCUCAGGCAUGCUACGAUGCCGCAGGAACCCCCGAGGAAGUGUUCUUGUUAGUCCUUAUCUUCACCGUUCACUUGCACACACAACAGCGAAAGGCGAUUCGUGAGACCUGGGGAAGCCCACGAGAGAUCAAGGGAAAGAAGGUCGUCACCCUGUUCCUGUUGGCUCAAAACCAGUACGCCUAUCUUCAGCAGCGGGUGGAGAAGGAGUCCAACAAACACCAUGAUCUCCUCCAGGAAGAUUUCCAAGACACCUACAAUAACCUGACGCUCAAGACCAUCAUGGCUAUGAAGUGGGCCAGCACGCACUGCCCCCACGCCUCCUACGUCAUGAAGACAGACGACGACUCUUACGUCAGCUACGACAACCUUGUCAAGCACCUGACUAGAUCACCGUCAACAAACUACGCUGUGGGGCGUCUGUACCCCAAUGCAGCGCCCUUUCGGGACCCCGGGCACAAGUGGUACAUGUCAAAGGAACUGUAUCCUGGACGCGUGUACCUGCCGUAUCUCUCUGGAGCGGGAUACGUGAUCUCUGGGGAACUGACCGGGAAGAUUUACGAAGAGUCUUUGCAAACGAGGUACCUACACCUCGAGGAUGUCUUUGUGGCUAUUUGCCUGAAAUCUUUGAAAGUUCAGCGGAGGAAUAACUAUUAUUUUACAUGUCAGCGCCAGGAAUACUCGUAUUGUCGAUUCCGGCAGCUGAUAAGCGCUCACAAACUUCGGCCCACGGAAAUGUAUAGGAUUUGGAGGGACCAAAAACGCCGACGUAGAUGUAGUCUUGGCCCUAGACGUCAGUGA
Messenger RNA from Patiria miniata (bat star), 903 nucleotides. RefSeq names its product beta-1,3-galactosyltransferase 1-like. The coding region runs from base 19 to 903 and encodes 294 amino acids. Gene Ontology annotation, cellular component: membrane. NCBI's taxonomy places the organism in Eukaryota, Metazoa, Echinodermata, Asteroidea, Valvatida, Asterinidae. The record is from RefSeq and is a predicted model, not a curated record. Gene Ontology annotation, molecular function: hexosyltransferase activity. The transcript has a single exon.